AUGCCACCCGGUGAAGCUGCAGCGCAUGGCGCGUGUGAGCACUGUCGUCAGAAGAAGCGCAAGGUCUGCUAUGAAAAGGCCGUCGACUGCGUCUAUGCGCCUCCUCCGCGCGUGUCCAAGGCGGACCUGCGCGAGGAGCUGGCGCGGCUACAGAAGGCGACGUCGGAUGACAACGCCCUCCUCGACACCAUUUCCUCCAAAGAAACAAGUCUGGCCCAGCUGGACACCAUAUUGCGCCGACUCUCGGACGGCCAGCCGCGUGCCCAAGUCGCGUCCUUGAUAUCGCACAUGCCGCCGGCCGCCGCGAGUUGUGUCCAACCAGACACUACCACCACCAACACCACACCUCCGUCGUCCGUGACGACGGCCGGAUCGCCGUCGGUGCUCAUGGACCCGAUGAGCUCGGCCGGCCCCGCGAGCACCAGUCCCUCCUCCAGCCUCGCCACCACGUCCGACGAAUCCGCCGCCUCCAAGACCGCCGAGUUCCGCGCCCACCUCGGCUACUACCGCGCCCAGCUCCCGCGACUGCUCAGCACCAUCCUCGCGCGCGACUGUCUCUCCUUUUGCCCCAUCAACGAGCGCGAGCUGAAGCGCGACGUCGCUGCGGCCGGUGCCGGCGCCGGUGCCGCACACGGAGGAGGAGGAGGAUCUACGGCGCUCGCCGACGCGCUCCUGGCGCUGGGCGCGCUCCUGGCCAAGGACCAUCCGCGCCUCGCGACCGCGCUGCUCCUGGCGACGCCGCAGCCGGGCAACCUGCUGGGCGACGCGGACAGUCUCGGCCAGGCGUUUGCGCACGAGGCCCUUUUUGCGCUGCACAACAACGGCACGGGCCGCCCGCGACGCCUGGCGGACAUUCAGGCGCUCGGGGUGCUCGCGCUCUACUGGCUCAGCUGCGACCGGCUGAAGCAGAGCAGGGAGUUUGCGGGCGACUAUUGCGCGGCCAUGGCCGAGGCCUGGUGCGCGGACGGCGCUGGUACCCUGGUGGAUAGCAAGGCACGGGCAAGCAUCUAUUGCGCUGCCGUCUCGCUGAAUCGAGUCCUAUUUCUCCUUGCCGACUUUGAUGAAACGUUGAACGCGUAUGCGAGAAGCGCCGGCAUGGGUAAUGCCCAUGCCGCCGCCGGCGCGUCUGAGACGCCUGUUGUUCCGUGUCAGUUGGACUUGGCCAAGACCAUCAUAGAUGAUGCCUUCUUCCGCAGAGACCUCAGGUCGAUCCCGGACAAUCCUCGCGUGAUUGCCGCCAAGCUCUUUGAGCUGGCCGAAUGGACGUACGAGGCGCGCUCCGGCCCGCAAAAGGCCACGUUUGACCAUGCCGUCCAAGUAUAUAACCAAGGGCUGCGCUGGUACGAGACUUUUUUUCGAUAUACCCGCGGCUGCGGCAAAAGCAACACGUCCAUGAUCCUCUUUGUUCAGUAA
Molecule: messenger RNA, 1413 nt
Organism: Cordyceps fumosorosea ARSEF 2679
Lineage: Eukaryota; Fungi; Ascomycota; Sordariomycetes; Hypocreales; Cordycipitaceae
Exons: 5
Coding region: 1-1413 (470 amino acids)
Source: RefSeq, a predicted model, not a curated record